This is a messenger RNA of Rhodotorula graminis WP1, 1527 nucleotides long. RefSeq lists its product as uncharacterized. Gene Ontology annotation, cellular component: endoplasmic reticulum. Gene Ontology annotation, molecular function: amino acid transmembrane transporter activity. Bases 157 to 1500 code for a protein of 447 amino acids. The record is from RefSeq and is a predicted model, not a curated record. Gene Ontology annotation, biological process: amino acid transmembrane transport. Lineage: Eukaryota; Fungi; Basidiomycota; Microbotryomycetes; Sporidiobolales; Sporidiobolaceae. The transcript has 8 exons.
AUCGCCUCGACGAGCACCUAUGCUCAAGCCUCGCAGUACCCUCCAGCCGGCGGCAGCUCGUCGACCUACUCGGGCUCGUCGCACUACCCGCAGCACGGCCCCGACGACUCGGAGGACUACGACGACCGCGACUGGGACGGCGGCGACCGCCCGCUCAUGGAGGGUAUCGCGUACAAGGGCCUGCGACGCGCCAGCCUCGACCUGCGCGGCGAGGAGCGGCGCCUCAAGGAGCUCGAGCGCGAGGGAGAGGAGGCCGAGCCGCCAGAGUGGCUCACCCGAGGCGGCGGCGUGUGGGCGGGCGUGUCCAACCUGAGCAACAGCAUCCUCGGUGCGGGCAUCAUCGGCCUCCCGUACGCCCUGCGAGAAGCCGGCUUCUUCGCGGGCAUCGUCCUCCUCGUCAUUGUCGGUAUCGUCACCGACUGGACCAUCCGCCUCAUCGUCCUCAAUGCCAAGAUGUCGGGCCGAAGAACCUACAUCGACAUUCUCGACUCCUGCUUCGGCCGCGCAGGUCGCGCCGCAGCCUCGUUCUUCCAGUUCUCGUUCGCGUUUGGCGGCAUGUGCGCCUUCUGCGUCAUCAUCGGCGACACGAUCCCGCGCGUCCUGCUGUCGCUGGUCGGGCCCGACGCCUCGCCGGUCGUGGCCUUCUUCAUCUCGCGCCCAGUCGUCACCAUCAUCCUGACGCUCGGCAUCUCGUUCCCGUUGUCGCUGUAUCGCGACAUCGAGAAGCUCUCGCACGCCUCGGCGCUCGCCCUCGUCAGCAUGGUCUUUAUCGUCGUGAGCGUCGGCGUUCGAGGUCCAGGCGUCGCCGAGGAGCUCAAGGGCGACCCGGAAAAGCGGUGGACGCUCCUCGAGAGCGGCUUGUUCGAGGCCAUCGGCGUCAUCUCGUUCGCCUUUGUCUGCCACCACAACUCGCUCCUCAUCUAUGGCUCGCUGCGCACGCCGACCCUCGACCGCUUCGCCCAGGUCACGCACGUCUCGACGACGAUCUCGGUCAUCGCGUGCCUGUGCAUGUCGACGUCCGGGUUCCUCGUCUUUACCGACCGCACCCAGGGCAACAUCCUCAACAACUUUAGCGAGGACGACAUGUUGAUCAACAUUGCCCGGCUCUGCUUCGGCGCCAACAUGUUCUCAACGCUGCCGCUCGAGGCGUUCGUGUGCCGCGAGGUCGCCGAGACGUACUUCUGGCCCGACGAGCGCGAGUUCAACAAGAAGCGCCACGUCCUCAUCACGACGGCGCUCGUCCUUUCGGCUCUCGUCGUCUCGCUCAUCACGUGCGACCUCGGGUUCAUCCUCGAGCUCGCCGGCGGCUUCUCGGCGACGGCGCUCGCGUACCUCUUCCCCGCAGCCUGCUUCCUCCGCCUCUCGGGCAGCGGCCGCCAGCUCGCGCCACAGCGCCUCGCGGCGUGGGCCUGCGCCCUCUUUGGCGUGCUCGUCAUGGUCCUUUCGACGUUCCUGAGCAUCCGCAAGGCCGUCCGGGGCGAGAGCCACAAGGUGUGCUGAAACGGAGCCGCGGACGAUUUUCCUCCU